This is a messenger RNA of Pistacia vera, 540 nucleotides long. RefSeq lists its product as uncharacterized. NCBI's taxonomy places the organism in Eukaryota, Viridiplantae, Streptophyta, Magnoliopsida, Sapindales, Anacardiaceae. The transcript is spliced from 2 exons. Bases 1 to 540 code for a protein of 179 amino acids. The record is from RefSeq and is a predicted model, not a curated record.
AUGUCUUUCUCCAUGGAAACCUUCAUGAAGAAAUUUACAUGGAUCUCCCUCCCGGACUUUGCUGCCAUGGGAAGAAUACUGUAUGUUGUCUGUGAAAACUUUGGACUCUUAGCAUGCAAACCAAGUGCUAUCCCUAUUGAACCAAAUACUAAACUCACAACUCAACAGUAUGAUAAUGAGACAUCAUCCUCAGAAAUUGAUCCUCCAUUAAAGGAUCCUUCUCACUAUCAAAGGCUUGUGGGAAGACUUAUCUAUCUCACCAUGACACGACUUGAUAUAUGUUAUGUCGUUCACAUCUUGAGCCAAUUCAGGCAUGGGCCAAAGCAAUCCCAUAUGGAUGUAGCAACUAAGGAGCUCAAGUACUUAAAGGGAUGUCCUGGCUUAGGAUUUCUCUUACCUCGAGAUGGGAAUUUGGAUAUCACAGCAUAUCACCGCAUAUGUGAUUUAGAUGGAACAUGUGUCCAAUACGAGAAAAUCGCUCCUGGUUUCCGUGUAAAACUAGGAGGAUCUCUUGUCUCCUGGAAACAAAGAAGCAAUUAA